UUGGCGAAGACGGGGAACGGGUAGCUGCGGCUCCGGCUCUUCGAGUUGGCGGCUCCCUCGGGCGCUGCCUCGCGGACGUGGAGUCCGCAGGGCGCGCGUCCGCGGAUCCCGGGUGGCACGCUCAGCUGCGGGCAGAGGCGACAUGAGUGCUGCGGGGCUGUUAGCUCCAGCUCCGGCCCCAGCUGGAGCGCCGCCGGCUCCGGAGUACUACCCCGAGGAGGACGAAGAGCUGGAGAGCGCCGAGGAUGACGAGCGCAGCUGCCGGGGCCGCGAGUCGGACGAAGACACUGAGGAUGCUAGCGAAACUGACCUGGCAAAGCAUGAUGAAGAAGACUAUGUAGAAAUGAAGGAACAGAUGUAUCAGGAUAAAUUGGCUUCUCUCAAGAGACAGUUGCAACAACUGCAAGAAGGUACAUUACAGGAAUAUCAGAAGAGGAUGAAAAAACUAGAUCAGCAGUACAAAGAGAGGAUACGAAAUGCAGAACUCUUCCUCCAGCUGGAAACUGAACAAGUGGAAAGAAAUUACAUCAAAGAAAAGAAGGCGGCAGUGAAGGAAUUUGAAGACAAGAAGGUUGAGCUGAAAGAGAACCUGAUUGCCGAGCUAGAAGAAAAGAAGAAAAUGAUUGAAAAUGAAAAGCUAACGAUGGAACUGACUGGAGAUUCUAUGGAAGUGAAACCCAUCAUGACCAGAAAGUUGCGGAGGCGACCAAAUGAUCCUGUCCCCAUCCCAGACAAGAGACGAAAACCUGCUCCUGCCCAGCUAAACUAUUUGUUAACAGAUGAACAGAUCAUGGAGGAUCUGAGAACGUUAAAUAAGCUGAAGUCACCCAAGAGACCAGCAUCCCCAUCCUCUCCCGAACACUUGCCCGCCACACCUGCAGAGUCUCCAGCCCAGAGGUUUGAAGCUCGGAUAGAAGAUGGCAAACUGUACUAUGAUAAAAGAUGGUACCACAAGAGCCAGGCCAUCUAUCUGGAGUCAAAGGACAACCAGAAAUUGAGUUGUGUGAUCAGCUCUGUCGGAGCCAAUGAGAUCUGGGUGAGGAAGACAAGUGACAGCACCAAGAUGAGGAUUUACUUGGGUCAGCUUCAGCGCGGGCUCUUCGUGAUCCGCCGGAGUGUGAACACAUGCACGUAACCAGCAUCUAGACCAAGAGACAGUGUCACCAGCGUCCAUGUAACCAGCAUCUAAACCAAGAGACAGCGUCACCAGCCUCCAUGUAACCAGCAUCUAGACCAAGAGACAGCGUCAACAGCAUCCAUGUAACCAGCAUCUAGGCCGAGAGACAGCGUUACCAGCGUCCAUGAACCCCGUAGGCUUUCUUCCUCGCUAGGGUAACUACUAGCCCGACAACUUUUCUCUGUUUUAAUCAUCUUAGCCUUCAAGCUCUUCAGGUCUAUGGGUCCUUCCAUAUUUGUUCUAGAAGAGCCAAGUCCUUGAUGUAGGCUAGGGCCUGCUGACCAGGGAUGCAAGAGCUGGCAGCAAAGGGUGUGGCUAAGUGGGAGAGGCCAAAAAGCAGACUCAGGUCAACCAUUUUGCCUUCCUGUUUGUUAACCGGGGCUUGCCCUUGACGUUAGUAUCUGCCUUUAACUGAGUACUCUUUAUACGUCAAAUAUAAUCAAGCCAAGACUUAAUUCUCCUUUGAAACCCAGAGGUCAGCACUGUGCCUGGUCAUAGUAAGUGCUCCGUGAAUGUCAGCUGUCAGACAGUGUUAGUGUCAAAUGAUGGGCCAAGAGAGGCAGACUGGUAAGAAUGUCUCCAGUUCUUGGCACUCUGCCCUUCACCACCUGCAUCAUCUCAUUGAAGCCUCAUGACAACCCUGGAGAGAAUACACUGUUGUUAUCACCAGUUUUCGGAGGAGGAAAGAGAUUCUGUUAGUCACAGAAGAUGGUUCAGUAACUUUUCCAAGGUCACACACUGAGUGGCCAAGUCCACAUCUUUUGGAAUCUGAGCCAGCUUUCCUGCCUACUACCCUUUGCUC
Molecule: messenger RNA, 1979 nt
Organism: Delphinapterus leucas (beluga whale)
Lineage: Eukaryota; Metazoa; Chordata; Mammalia; Artiodactyla; Monodontidae
Source: RefSeq, a predicted model, not a curated record